AUCAAAUUCAGUUACCCAGGAAUAUGAUUGAAAAUAGUAUGUUUGAAGAAGAGCCUGAUGUGGUUGACUUAGCAAAAGAGCCUUGUUUACAUCCCCUGGAGCCUGAUGAAAUGGAAUAUGAACCAAGAAGCUCCCGGCUCUUGGUGCGUGGCCUUGGAGAGCAUGAAAUGGAUGAUGAUGAAGAGGAUUAUGAGUCAUCAGCAAAAUUGCUGGGGAUGUCCUUCAUGAACAGAAGCUCAGGUCUCCGGAGUAACAUGUCUGUCUAUAGACAAAAUCCAAACGGAUCAUGUUCGGUGCCCUCUGCGAGGACCAUGGUGGUUUGCACAGUUGUUCUUGUGAUUGCAGUUUCAUUAAUAAUGGCGAUUUUUCUUCUUCCCAAAUGUACCUUUACCAAAGAAGGCUGCCAUAAAAAAAAUCAUACAAUGGAACUAAUAUACCCUUUGGCAACCAAUGGAAAACUAUUUCCAUGGGCAAGAAUUAGACUUCCUACUGAUGUGGUACCACUGCAUUAUGAGCUUGUCUUGCAGCCAAACCUAACUACUCUGAAAUUUGCAGGCUCUGUAAAGAUAGUGGUUAACAUCAUCCAGGUAACUUGGAAGAUCAUACUUCACAGCUCAGGACUCAAUAUCACCAAGGCAACCAUUAAAGCAAAGCCAGUUGAAUUCCUGGAAUAUCCAUUGCAUGACCAGAUUGCACUUAUGGCUCCUGAAGCUCUCCUUGUAGGACAGAAUUAUACUGUCAACAUAGAAUAUUCAUCUAAUUUGUCAGAUACCUAUUAUGGCUUUUACAAAAUUUCUUAUAAGGAUGAGAAUUCUAAGCAAAG
Pelecanus crispus (Dalmatian pelican) is the source of this 823-nucleotide messenger RNA. NCBI's taxonomy places the organism in Eukaryota, Metazoa, Chordata, Aves, Pelecaniformes, Pelecanidae. The record is from RefSeq and is a predicted model, not a curated record.